AUGAAAUUUGGAUUGGACCGAUUCUAUCGUUUGUUGGCGUUGGACAACAAAAAGAUGAAACAGCUGUACAAAGACUACUGUGAAACUGAACUCAAGAAAAAUCCAAGAAAGGUAAAAGAUAACCUGGAAAUGAAUGGUGGCUCUGUGACUCCAACAGACACUUUCUACAGUGCCACAUUCUGUAACCAGCCACGCGCAGAAUGCUGGCUCAGGGACGAUUCCAGCGAAAAGAAACCUGAUCGUGAUCAUGUUUGCCAUGAAAUUGCCAAAAUUGGAAAUAUUAUGGUCAUGCAGUGGGCACACCAACAAGGAUUCCCAUGGGAUGAAGCGACAUGUGCAUGUGCUACCGAACAUGGACAUUUGGAAUUGCUCCAAUGGUUGCAUGCAAAUGGUUGUCCAUGGGAUGUUUGGACAUGUACUAAAGCUGCUGAAAAUGGACAUUUGGAAAUUCUCCAAUGGUUAAGAGAGAAUGGUUGUCCAUGGGAUGUGAGGACAUGUGAAGGUGCCGCCGAAAACGGACAUUUGGAAGUUUUGAAAUGGGCUCGUGCAAAUGAUUGCCCAUGGGAUGAGUUGACAUGUGAAAAAGCUGCCGAAAACGGACAUUUGGAAUUUUGA
Seminavis robusta is the source of this 615-nucleotide messenger RNA. The record is from the annotation of a GenBank genome assembly. Lineage: Eukaryota; Bacillariophyta; Bacillariophyceae; Naviculales; Naviculaceae.